UUUUUCUUUUUUUAAUAUCAUCAUGGAACGUUCUUUGCCCAACAUAUUAGUCACUGGUACACCUGGUACUGGUAAAACGACCACUAGUGAAAUGAUUGCUGAAGCAACAGGCUUAGACCACGUUAAUGUGGGUGAGCUUGUUAGAACAAAGCAACUUCAUGAAGGUUAUCUUGAAGAAUUUGACACACAUGUAUUAGACGAAGACAAGCUUUUAGAUGAGCUGGAAGAAGUGUUAAAAGAAGGCGGUAAAGUUGUGGAUUUCCAUACUUGCGAAAUUUUCCCUGAAAGAUGGUUUGAUCUUGUCCUUGUGCUUCGUACGGACACUGCUAAUUUAUACGACCGUAUGGAAAAGAGAGGAUAUAAUAAGCGCAAGAUAGAUGAAAAUAUGGAAUGCGAAAUUAUGCAAGUCGUUUUAGAAACAGCACACGAAUCUUAUGCACCUGAAAUUGUGGUUGAGCUUCCUAGCAAUACAAUUGAUGAUAUGGAAAGUAAUGUUGAUCGUGUCAAGCAAUGGUUAGACGCUUGGAAAGUAAACAACAGCAAAUAAAUGCAUUGUAAAUAUCACAAAAUAAAAUCAAACAUACUUUAGAACGAUAGCAUAACGAAGGAUCAACAAAAUACUUGAGU
This is a messenger RNA of Gilbertella persicaria, 627 nucleotides long. Its product is annotated as AAA domain-containing protein. The coding region runs from base 23 to 547 and encodes 174 amino acids. NCBI's taxonomy places the organism in Eukaryota, Fungi, Mucoromycota, Mucoromycetes, Mucorales, Choanephoraceae. The transcript is spliced from 3 exons. Gene Ontology annotation, molecular function: ATP hydrolysis activity; AMP kinase activity; ATP binding. Gene Ontology annotation, cellular component: cytoplasm; nucleus. The record is from RefSeq and is a predicted model, not a curated record.